Molecule: messenger RNA, 639 nt
Organism: Gossypium raimondii (Peruvian cotton)
Lineage: Eukaryota; Viridiplantae; Streptophyta; Magnoliopsida; Malvales; Malvaceae
Product: DET1- and DDB1-associated protein 1
Exons: 4
Coding region: 89-436 (115 amino acids)
Biological process (GO): positive regulation of proteasomal ubiquitin-dependent protein catabolic process
Cellular component (GO): Cul4-RING E3 ubiquitin ligase complex
Source: RefSeq, a predicted model, not a curated record
AUUACUCAUGAAGCAAUAGCCCAACACAGGGCUGAUUCUAGAACCAGGUCAGGCAUUAUGGUGGUUUCUCUCUCAUCUUGUCAAUCAUAUGCAUCCCAAUCUCUCUGACAUUUUAGGUGCAGGCCAGAAACCAUCGUUUCAUUCUUCCCCAAUGGGGUCUAUGCUCGGUAACCUCCCGUCCUUUGACCCCCACAACUUCAGCCAACUUCGUCCCUCCGAUCCUUCUAAUCCUUCUAAAAUGGUUCCUUCCACCUACCGUCCCACUCAUAGCCGGACUCUUCCACCACCUGAUCAAGUUAUAGCUACUGAGGCCAAAAAUAUACUUAUUAGAAAUAUCUACCAGCGUGCUGAGGAGAAGUUGAGAUCGAAACGUGCUGCCACAGAACAUCUAAUACCAGAGCAUGGAUGCAAGCAAACAAGGCCUUCCACCUCUUAGUUGUAACUCUUCGUUUUUUUCUUUGAGGCUGGUGUAAAUGUAUCUUCUCAUAUCAAAUGUGUUGUAAACUGUGAAAAAAAGUUGCUUACCCACUGUUGUAGACUGGGACACCAUACAUACGUGUAUAUUUUGUGUAUAAAUCAAACUUAUAAAUGGUUAUCAUUAUAAUUUUUAUGGCGACCACUGUUAUUUGUAGUUCAAAA